CGGAGCAGGAGGAGCUGCAGGCAGGAGGAGCAAGCUGCAGAUGUGACUCGCCCCCCUCUGACCUAACGGAGGAAGUCGUCGUCACCGUUUAGCCAGAACUUCCUCUCUGCUCUGACCCGGCCCCAGUGCACCAUGGGAUCUGCAGUCCUCUUUGUGCUCCUCUCCUCCCUGGUGACGUCAUCAGUGUGUGUGGGAGUGGGUGGGGCCAGCCAAGGUGGCGCCGUGCUGUGUCCUCUGCAGUGUGUGUGUGAGACGCGGCCCUGGUACACUCCGCAGUCUGUGUAUCACCAGGCCAGGACCGUCGACUGCAACGAACUCCACCUGCAGAGAGUCCCAGCUAACAUCUCUGCCGACACACAGGUGUUGCUGCUGCAGAGUAACAACAUCUCCUCCAUCACCACUGAACUGCUGAGUCUGACCAACCUGACGGAGCUCGACCUAUCACAGAACCACUUCACACAGGUGAGCUCUAUGGGUCUGUCCUCUCUCGGCCGCCUGGUGACUCUCUACCUGGAGGAGAACCAGAUCGAGGAGUUGGAGGACUUUAGUCUGAGGAACCUGUCCAGCCUGGAGGAGCUCUACAUAAACCACAAUCACAUCUCCUCCAUCGGACCUAAAGCCUUCGCCGGCCUCACCAACCUGCUGCGGCUCCACCUGAACUCGAACCGUCUGGUGGCGAUCGACAGCCGCUGGUUCGAGUCCCUGCCCUCCCUGGAGAUCCUGAUGAUCGGGGAGAACCCCAUUCUGGGUCUGGAGGAGAAGAACUUCCUGCCUCUGUCCCGCCUCCACAGCCUGGUGCUGGCCGGGAUGGGACUGGCCUCCAUCCCCGCCGCCGCCUUCCUGGGCCUCGACUACCUGGAGAGCCUCUCCUUCUAUGACAACCGGCUCAGGUCUGUUCCCCGGGACGCUCUGAGCAUGCUCCCUAACCUCAAGUUCUUGGACCUGAACAAGAACCCAAUCAGCCGAGUCCAGCAGGGAGAUUUCCAGAACCUUCAGCACCUGGAGGAGCUCAGUCUGAACAACAUGGAGCAGCUGUUGAUGGUGGAACGAGCAGCUUUCCAGAACCUUCCAGAAAUCGCCAAACUGGAGCUCUGCAACAACCCGCGACUGUCCUACAUCGACCCGCAAGCCUUCAGUGACCUGUCCUCCCUCCGUACUCUCCUCCUCCAUAACAACCAGCUGAGCCUCCUCUCUGGAGACCUCCUCUCCUCCCUCCCCUCCCUGGAGGAGGUGUCUCUUCACUCCAACCCUCUGCGCUGUGACUGUCUCUCCUCCUGGGGUCCUCACCUCGGCAACCAAUCACAUCUCAAGCUGCUCGAGUCCUCCGUCACCAUCUGCUCCUCCCCGCCUCACCUGAUUGGUCGGGAGCUGCAGGAGGUGGUGGCGGUCGCAUGGGGCGGGGCCGACGGCGGAGGACCCGGAGCCAACAGCUGCCUGCCGCACAUCUCUGUUCACGCGUUUCCACCUGCGAUCAACGUCAGCGGCGGACAGCCAAUCACACUGGAGUGCUGGGCUGACGCUGACCCCGCCCCCCAGUUCUACUGGGUCACGCCCACUGGAGACAAGGUGAGCUCAGAGGCCGUGGCUGCACCAAUCAUAUCAGAGGAGGGGCGUGGCCUGAGCAGGAAGAAGAAGAAGCAUCGCGUGUCUGAGCCGGGAGCGCUGGUGAUCGAACACGCUGAGCCGUCAGACGCAGGUGUGUAUACCUGUGUAGCGUGGAACAUAGAGGGAGCAGACACAAAGAGCGUCUCAGUGUUUGUGGACUCUCAGGGGUCUCUGGAUUCGUGGUCGGACAGGGGGAGCUGGCAGGGUGGUCAGCCCGGCCGAGAGCAGCCCUGGCUGGGGAACUCGUCCAGCGCUGCAGCCUCUCUGGUCGUGCUGGCGAAGGUGGUGCACGCCCAGUCGGUGGUGCUGGAGUGGAAGCUGUAUCCCAGCGGAGGAGCUUCAUCUGUGGGUCAGAACCAGCAGGACGCCCCCCUACCUCUGCCCCGCUGGACCAGCGCCACCGUGCACAUCGACAAUCCUCAAAUCAGCUACACCGCCAAGGUUCCUGUGGAUGUUCAGGAGUAUAACCUGACUCACCUCCUUCCUGCCACAGAGUACCACAUCUGCCUCACCGUCUCCUCCUCUCCUCCCUCCCCCACCUCCCCUUCCUCCUCCCCCAGCUCCUUCCCCACCGCCACCACUCCCUCCUCCUCCUCUUCCUCCUUCUCCUCCCCCUCCUCCUCCUCUCCUGUUCACACCUCCUGCCUCAACGUCACCACUAAGGAGGCGGGUUUCUCUGUGGAGCUGGUGGCGUCGCGGCGCAGCAGCGUGGCGUUGGCGGCCGUCAUGGGCUCCAUGUUCGCUCUGUCCAUCAUGGCGCUGCUGGUGGUCUACAUGGGCCGCCGCGUGCAGCAGCACAAAUCCUGCGGCCACUCGCUGAAGAAGUACAUGCAGCACGCCACGUCCAUCCCUCUGAACGAGCUGUACCCGCCGCUCAUCACGCUUUGGGAGAGCGAGGCCGAGAAGGACAAGGACGACAAGGAGGAGGAGGAGCGGGAGGGCGGGGAGAGGGAGGAGGAGGCGACGGGGAGCCAAAUCGACACAACAAAGACUUACAUGUGGUAGCUGGAGGAGGGAGGACGGGAAGGCGAAGGGGACGUUUUAAAAUUAUAGAAAGACAGACAUGCGAGGAGAGUUUCAGGAGGGACGAGGACGACGAGAAGAGAAACUGGACGGAUGAGAGUUGCAGGAUGCACAUGUGAGAAAGAAAGAGAGGAGAGAGAGAGAGAUCAUGUGACUCAUUGAAGAGCCAGACAGACUGGAGGUAUAAAAUAUUUAAAGAUGUCGAUAACGAACACAUCUGGCUGCUGAGAGAAAAAGGGAGGAGAACUAAAUGACGGAUAAAAACAGUGACGCUCCAUCUGCCCAAAACACAACAUCACACCCAUCAAAUUCACUUUUAAAGGACCAUUCUGGUGUUUUUUUUCAUGUUUUAGACUAUUAACUUUCCAUCCCUGCUGAUCAUAAAUCCUUCAUCAGUUUUUAAAUUGAUUUCCUUCCUUUAGACUCACAUUAGUUUCAUAAAUUUCUAUCAAAAUCUGCAGAGAGAGAAAUAAUCCACCACAGAUGAUGUACAGUCAACUUUAAUUUUAUAAUCAUGUAUUAAUGCAGCUGAGAGCAAACUUCAAAAUCAGUUUGUUGUUUGAGCUCAUUUAAAAGCAACAAGGUGACUUCUGGAAACUAAAAGGUACUUUAGAAUAAAUAAACGGGUAAAUAUGGAUAACAGACAGAAAAAAAGCAGUCAUGUUUUAAAAAGACAUAAUUUUAGUCUAAUCAGUUCCUU
Molecule: messenger RNA, 3328 nt
Organism: Thunnus maccoyii (southern bluefin tuna)
Lineage: Eukaryota; Metazoa; Chordata; Actinopteri; Scombriformes; Scombridae
Exons: 13
Coding region: 133-2610 (825 amino acids)
Molecular function (GO): protein binding
Source: RefSeq, a predicted model, not a curated record